AAUAACGAGGUUUUUUCUACGGAUAAAUGGACAAAUUCCGCCAUUUGCAAUAGACCGAGAGCAGAAACCUGACGCGAGUGCAGUAUCUUAAACAUCGUCAUAUUUCGUGCCUGAAGUUUCCAGAAUGUUUGAAAACGCUCGAGAACUCGGGAUUGAGAACGUUGUUCCGUCUUGAUUGAUCAUCCACGUUGGAUUUGUUUGACGAUAAUCUCACGACGUUCUCGAAGAAUUCGAACGGAACCGGCGUUCAAGUUCAAGAUUUUUAACUGUCAACGCAACCUGUCAUUCGAGAAAUUCUUCGGUCAGUCGGGCCGCGAACGUGAACGAGGCAACACUCGGAAUUUAAUUGUCAAGUGAGGUGUCACGGAAACGCGACUUGAACUUUUUGCACUUUCCUAACCGUAGUUCGCGACUUAAUUUCAAAUAUUUCGUACAAAUCGGAAAUUUAUCGUUCGUUUAUCAGCAGACACCAGGAAAAGAUUCGCACAAAAUAGCUCCAUUAAUUUCAUUAAUCUACUAUCAGCGUUCUAGUGCAUACUUAAGUACCACUUAGAAACAUGGCAAAAUGGGGCGAAGGUGAUCCACGUUGGAUUGUAGAAGAGAGGCCUGACGCGACCAACGUGAAUAAUUGGCAUUGGACAGAGAAGAAUGCCUGUGCAUGGUCGCAAGACAAAUUGAAAGAACUUUUCCUAAAUUCGGAAAUCAAGGGAGAUGGAGUUUUGUGUCAAAUAACAGAAAUGGAAAAGUGCGAAGGCGAGGCAGUAGCAAAUAAUAGAAAAGGAAAACUUAUUUUCUUUUAUGAAUGGAAUAUUGUGCUUAAGUGGAAGUCAGAUAAAUCAAGUGAGACAGUUGAGGGUAAAAUUAAUAUACCUAAUCUGUCCGAAGAAAAUGACAUUAGCGAAGUAGAUAUUGAAAUUACAUUAAAAGAUAGUACAGAUGAAGGGGAAAAAGUAAAACAAUUUCUGCAUACAAAGGGAAAGGAUGCAAUAAGAGAAAAAUUGAAACAAUAUGUAUCUUCUUUAAAAGAAGAAUUUACAAAAGGGAUGAUCCUUCCCAAAAAAGAUAUUGUAAAGGAAAAUAUCUCAAGUAUAACAUCUGGUUUUAAUGUCAAAAUGCAGAUGAAUGCUGCAGUGCCGACGAACAAUCAUGAAGUAACAGGAUGUAAAAUCUCGACCACUACAAUUAAGCAAAAUAUUAAGUUUCAAUGCAGAGCGAACGAAUUUUACAAUGUUUUCUCAUCUAUUGAGAUGGUACAAGCUUUUACAAGAAAUCCGGUAAAAUUAGAGGCAAAGAAAAAUGGAAAAUUCGAGCUUUUUGGUGGCAAUAUUCAUGGCGAAUUUCUAGAAAUUACGCCGACGAAGAUUGUCCAAAAAUGGCGCUGCAAACAAUGGCCAUCCGGUCACUUUAGCAAUGUAACAAUCGAUAUUUCCGAGAAGAACGAUCACACCGAGGUCAUUUUAACGCAAACUGGUGUUCCACUUAGCGAGGAGGCCUCUACGAAGGAAAAUUGGGACAGCUUUGUGUUUAUGUGUGUGCGUCGUUAUCGGAUAAACGUUCUUCAAAGUUUUGCUGGUCUGAAAAGAGGAGAGAGAGCCAGCUCGAAAUUCUCGUCUCUCCGUGAUGGAGAAGUAGAUCGCAGGCGCCGCUGCUUCUCUCCGAUGCACCUUGUAUAUAUAUCGACGGGAAAUACCUGGCCGACGACCAUGUGUUACACUCCUGCCGAAUUAGGUUGUACAUACAUCUACCGUUCUCUCUUAAGAGACAUCCCCGACCUAGCUGCCCUCGAUCGCCUCGCCGAUAUACUAUAUAGUCGGCCUCAUCGUCAGGCGUCGAGCAUGCCAUGCGCACUUAACGGGGAGGUAAUCGCGUUGCACACCUGGCGCAACAUGCAUCCUUCCACGCCCUUGCCGCAGCAGCAGCUCGACCGCCUCGCCAGGGAUAUCGAACUGGCCGCAUUCGAUGAGGAAUCUGUCGCAAUUAUGGCAGUUAUCGACGAGAGCAGGACGACGACGGAGGUGGAGGGGAACGAGGAGGAGGAAGACGAGGACGAAGACGAAGAGGCGAAGGAAGAAGAGAAGGGAAGAGACCGCGAGGGUAGCAGGGCGGCCGAGCGAGCGGCGAAGGUGGGCUACUUGCGGAGGAGUGCCCCGAAGAUCGGGGUACCGCCGAGGAUCGCACGAGCGAGCGAGCGAGAGCAGCAUUGGUCGUCGCGGAGGAUAGGUGAAGGAGGACGGAGAAAGAGAGGGAGAGGGCGAGAGAGAGAGAGAGAGAGAGAGAGAAGACAGUCCGUCUCAGACAUGAACGUUACUCCGAUGGUGGAGGUACCCGGCAAUGAGAGCUACAACGUCAGCACCAACGGUCUCGACUGCGGCGGCGAGCCCCACGAGUACGGGAUAUGGGGGCGUGUGUUGAUAGUGACGGUCGCCGUGUUCCUCAGUCUCACUACCGUCCUCGGCAACAUAAUGGUCAUGGUGUCGUUCAAGAUCGACAAGCAGCUGCAGACCAUCUCCAAUUACUUCCUCUUCAGCCUGGCGAUAGCCGACUUUGCGAUCGGCCUAAUCUCCAUGCCUCUCUUCACGCUGUACACGGUCCUCGGUUACUGGCCCCUCGGGCCGAUCGUGUGCGACACGUGGCUGGCCCUCGAUUAUCUCGCGAGCAACGCCUCGGUACUCAAUCUGCUCAUCAUCAGCUUCGACAGGUACUUCUCCGUCACGCGCCCGCUCACCUAUCGGGUCAGGAGGACGACCGCGAAAGCCGCCAUCAUGAUCGCAUCUGCCUGGGGUAUCUCGUUGAUUCUUUGGCCACCCUGGAUCUACGCGUGGCCGUACAUCGAGGGCCAGAGGACCGUGCCACCGAACGCGUGCUACAUCCAGUUCAUCGAGACGAACCACUACAUCACCUUCGGCACCGCCAUCGCCGCCUUUUAUGUUCCUGUCUUCAUAAUGUUAUGUCUCUACUGGCGGAUCUGGAAGGAGACGAAGAAACGGCAGAAGGAUCUGCCCAACUUGCAGGCCGGCAAGCAAGACGCGAGCAAGCGCAGCAACUCGAGCGACGAGGCUUUAGAUAUGGAGGAUUGCAGAAGACAGCGAAGCGAGUCGAGCACCGGCGAAGAAGUCUCGCAUGCCACGCACAUCGCCGUUUCCUACAUUGAUAAGCACUAUCCGCAAUACAAGAGCCACAGGCCGUUCUCCUGGACCUGGCUGAAGAUGUGGUGCAUCGCGUGGUGGCACAGCGGACGAGAGGACGAGGACGACGACGAAGACAUGGCAGGGCCGGAGAGCAGCCGCACCGGACCCGGCUACGAGGACACGCUUACGCCGCUGUCGGCCGAGACGCCGCUUCCCAGCACGGUAUCGCGAUGUCCCUCCCUCAGCGCGAUACAGGCCACGGGAAUCGUCCUGGACAAGUCCGCGAUCCAGCACGAGUACAAAAGGCCGAUACGACCGCCCGAUCUCAAGACUAUCUCCAGCGAUUCCGUUUAUACGAUUCUGAUCAAAUUGCCGAGCAACGGCGGCAAGUACAGCGAGGGACCGAGCAUAAAGAUGAUCCACGACGAGUCUGUGUCGUUCCAGCUGCACAGCAUGAUGGAGGACAGCGAGGACGACGGCGGCGGUGGAGGUAACACUAGCGGCGGCGUCGGCGGCGGCGGCGGCCUCACCGUCGGCAGUGCCGGCAAGGUGUUCCGUCUAGGAGCCGGACCGAGCCCGUCGACGGUCGCGCUGAGGAGGCCGUCGCAGAUGCCGGACAUCAGGAUACCGUUGAACGCGAAGAACAUACCGAAGGUGCUGACGAGCAAGUGCGGCCUGCUGAACAAGCAACCGAACAAGAAGAAGAAGAAGCUGCAGGAGAAGAAGGCGGACAGCAAGGCCGCGAAAACGCUGCUGGCGAUUCUGCUCGCGUUUCUCAUCACGUGGACCCCGUACAACAUCUUGGUACUCGUCAAGUCCCUCACCGCCUGCGAGUGGUACAUACCGCAGCAGCUGUGGGACUUUUUUUAUUAUCUUUGCUACAUCAACAGUACUGUGAAUCCGAUGUGCUACGCGCUGUGCAACGCGGUCUUCCGCAGAACCUAUAUAAGGAUUCUCAAGUGUAAGUGGCACAGCAGGAACCGCGGCACCGCGGUCGUCGACCGGGGAUGAUAUCAGUAACCGAUGCGCAAUUCAAUCUUUUCGCAUCGGUGUCCAAAUCCAAAUCCCCACACCCACGCACACGUACACACACUCACAAUACAUACAUGCGCAAUGCUGCAUUAUUAUUAUCGUUAUUAUUAUUAUAUUGCCGUUUACUUUUCCUCCUUUUUGCGCGUUUCUCAGAGCGCACGAAGAAACGAGGAAGCGAGGAGACCGGCCAAACUGCCGCGAAUGAGUUUGGCUCUCGCGACUGCCAAACCAACCCUGUUCCUAUUCGACGUCGUUCGAGUACGUCCGAAUAUUCCGGGCCGUGUAUUAUCCUUCUUCCGGUUCCGGAAUCCUCGGAUCCUGCGACGACAAUGUCCGCUCGGCCGCUCGCUGCACUUUCUCGCUACGUAGACAAGCUGACAAGCUCGUGUUUUUCUCACCCCGAAUAAUGUCGAAAAAAAAAGAAACGAGAGAAAGAGAGAGAGAGAGAAAUUAACCCCUUGACGACUUUGUUUCCGCGCUGACAGAUCGGACGCGCUAUUUUUCACAAUGGAAAUUUAUUAAUCGUUCGAUAAUAUCAUUACGUUGAUAAUACAAUUAUCCCUCGACAUCUCGGAGAGUUUGAUGCUCCUUCUCUCUCCAAUAUAUAAUUGCGUUACUGUAUAAUUACAUUGGUGUUCAUUAAAGUAUGAAAAGAAUAACGCGCUAAUGGAUCCUCGUCGGGGGGUUAACGAUAUGACGAUAUACACCGGUCGACGCGAACAGGUCCUUGCUCAAGUAGCGAGAUGACGUCAUUUUGACGUUUAAUGACGUCAAUUUGCCACUCGGGUAUAUACUCAUCUUACGCAUGUAAAUUUGUUUGUCCACAAUAUUCUCGCAGGUAAUAUCGAAUUUCGACACGAUGCGCCGAUAUCGAUUGUCUAUAACGGGUCGCGUGAAUUGUUAAUACGCUGCAGUGGUUCUUCGGCUUUUUUUGGGUCGCGGUCCCUCUUUGAGAAACCGAGGGUUCUCACCCCGAUUCAAAACUUUCGAGCAAUUCCGUCGGAAAUCUGCAAUAAUCUGUCUCAUCCGAUGCCGCGUCGCUUCUUCAUCUAAUUGUAAGAGGAAAAAAUGGCGGAGGACCCGUUUGCGUCGCGACAGGAAGCGCGAGUCGGCCGUCAACGCACUAGUCAAAACGCACGCAGUUCCGGUCUCCGAGUUUCGCAGGAAGUAACGCGACGUGGAUACUGCCAUGAAAUAUAACGUUCAUUAAUAUCUCUCCGAACCGCGUGGGGAACUCCCACGCGCGUUUUCGGAAUUACAUUUAUACGUGUCCGGUGCACUCCGGGUGCACCAGGGUCCCCCGGUGCGAUUCGCCAUCGUUGUCGUCUCCGAAAGCGACGCGCUGCUUCCGGGAAUCUCCCCACGUAGCAAGCACGCGUCACUUUUGACGUCGAAUGACGGCAAAGUGACGUCAUUUUGCUACUUGGGUCCUGCCUUCCCGGAAGAAGGAGAGAAAAAGCGGCGGCGAGUGGUGACGGUGGAUUGUCAAACACGAAGAAAAAAGCUAAGUCGCACAAGAACCUACUUAAGUAAAAAAAAAAAUAAAUAUAUAUAUAUAUCGAAAGGAUAAUGAGAUGAUAUUUAUCUCUGUACGUCGCGCGGAGCCGCGACGGGCGAUGUAAACAUUCGAUGUAAAUUUUACGACGUAGCGAAGUAUGUAAAACUGUAAAUGAAUGUGUUUAAAUGUAAUAAUGUGCAGGGAGGGAAGCGAUGAGGGUGAGAUAUAUGUAGAUGAUGAUGAUAAUGAUGAUGAUGAUGAUGAUGAUGGCUGGCAGCGGCCAGCGGCGGAUAUACGGGAGGAUAAUUAGCGAUUAGGUGAAACGAAAGAGAGAGGGAGAUUAACGCUAAAUCGAAUUCUUCCGUAAAACUAAAAAUAACAUUCUAAUUAUACGUGCCAAACGAAGCUUUAAAAGAUUAUACCAAGAUUAUACGGCGAGAAAAGAUGGAUAGGCGGAAAGGAAGGAACGUCGUAUAGAGCGCAUUUUCGAGGCUACUUGAGAAACGAUACCGAAGUAUAGUUAAUAUAUAAAAAGAAGAUGAAAUAACAAAAUAAAACAAAUAAGAUAAGAGCACUGUGUCGACGAGCGAUACACGACUUUAUCGAAGAAGGCUCGUAAAGUAAUCAAAGUCAAUCGUACGCGCGCCGACAUGCCUAUAGUGACCAUCAAGACUGCGAGCUCUUCUCAUCUCGAUCAAUUUCGCAAUUAUUCCCUUUGAGGCUCCUGGAUCCUCGCCAUGUCAGAUUGUGACGUCAGAGGCGAAAAUUCUUAGAUGCUAUUUUUAAAUUGAAAAAUAUGUAUUUUGAUGAAUUUCUACUUCGGAUGACUUUAGCACGCUUUGAAAAAAUCUCAAAAACAAUUCUUUUCCCUUGACGAUUAAUCAACAACCGUAAAAUGAUCGUGAUAUUUAUAGAUUUUGUCACGCGAAAUGACUGCGCAUGUGCAAAAGUUAGACUCGUAUUACAGUCAUGUUACAGCUGUUGUUUGAUUGUAAAGCGAAGAGGAUCCCAAAUAGCAAGCGCACGUCAGUUUGCUACUUAAGAUAGUUUGAAGGUAUUUUAAGAGUGUACUGAAACUAUCUGAGAAGUGUUGUUUCAUCGAAAUGACAUCUAAGAAUUUUCAGUUUCUGACGUCACAAUUUUAACACGAUUGACGGGGAGCCAGGAGCCUUAAUUGUAUAUCGAAUAUAUAUUACAGAUUUUUUAAUUACAUUUUAUUGUAUACUCUCGUUAUUUCGCGCAAUUUGUUAUUUUUCACGAGUCAAACACGUGUUUUCGAUAAACGUCAAAACUAGUCAUAUACAUAUAUAUAUAUAUGUAUAUAUAUGGUGUGCGAAAAAUUGAUCGCCGUUUCGUGCAAAUGUCUCGAGAAUAUGGUCGCGCGAAAUGCGAAUCUGUGUGCCAAUCAUAUUUUCUCAUCUCAUCGACAAUUGUUUGCGUAUCCUUCGCUAUUUAUACGAAGCGAGAAACAUAUAUAUAUAUAUAUAAUAAUCGCUCCUGCUCAAGCGACGUUCCUAUGUACGCGUCGGCACGCGUGCGUUUGUACCUUUGUACAAAAUACCCACGCACACUAAACACGCAUUCUCUCGCGCGCGAUCAACAUUACACAUAUACACACGGUGCAGUGUCGCGAAAAAGUACUCGUGAGGGGGAUACGCGAAACGUGUUGUUGGAAAAUCUCUCCAUGCGUAUAAAUGUAUAUAAUGCGAGAGAGAUUUUACGAUACCACCCGGUAUAUAAAUAUAUAUAUAUAUAUAUAUAUAUAUAUAUAUAUAUAUAUAUAUAUAAUGCGUAUCUCGGAUGCGAGGAUGGAUGACUCGAUGAUGUAAUUUACAUCUGGUAUAUAAUGUUAACGUUAAUCACGAAUAAACCUAGGUACAUCGGGAUUGUGGACGCGAGAUAUGACACGGUUACGUGUGUCGCCAGUUACGUAAUUAAUCGAGUACGUAAUUAAUACCGACGUAUGAUUUCGAUUCAUUAUUCGAGUACUUUUGAUACGAGGAUUUGCGCUGAUCUCGAUUUAAAUAAAGGCCGAUUACGCGAGCGAUUGCACCGAUAAACUGUGCACGAUUUCUGGUUUUUCCUGUGUGCGCGACAACAGAAAAAAAGACGAACGACGUCAAAGUGUCUCUUAAUAAUUAUGACGAAUUUAAAAGCAUUUUCCUCUCAUAGAUGUUGACGAAAAAAAAGCAUGUGUAUAUCUGUAUAAUUUCUCGCGUUACCCGGCACUUUUUGAGUGAAGGAGGAGAAAAAAAGACGAGUAGCGAGAGUAGGUGAUUCGCGGUGAUAUUUUUUUACCUUUAUAGUUGAUUCUCCGCGCGCACGAUUCGAUCUCGAUCGUGUAAUUAAUGUAUAAAAAUUGCCUCCCGCGAAUCUAAAAGAAAACGCAAGAAACGAUAAAACACAACGCAACGUAAACGUGAGCGCGCGGAAACGAUAUUAUAUCGAAAUAGAUCGCAUAUUUUUUUGUUAGGCUUAUAUAACGCAUAUCUAAGAGCGCUGAAACGUCUACGACCUGAGGAAAAUCAUGGUAAUUCGAAGGGUUGUUGUAAUUCAUGUAUAGAAUUCGCGCGAGACAUUCAUAUACCUCCGACAUUUUAACGCAGUUUGAAUAAAACAAAUCGGAAUUUAGAUAGGAUCCAGGUAGUAAACGAAUAUGACGUCAUUUUGACAUUUAAUGACGUCAGUCGCUGCUACUUGGAGUUUUGGGAUUAUAUCAAGGAAAUCGUCGAUUAUAUACCUUUUUGGAGGAGUAUUAUUGUAAUCAAAUGGUUGAGAGAGAGAGAGAGAGAGAAUCUUAUCUAAAAAAUAGGAUUCAUUUUCCUUUUGCGCGCGGUACAAAUUACAUUAGAAUAUUUAUUACACAUUCCUCGGAAAGUAAUUGCUAAAGUGUAAGAUUAUUAAUAUGGCAAUUUUUAACAUGGCAAGAACUUAUUUUAACAAUGUUAAAUAAGGAGUGUGAGUAUAAAGUGUGUUAUAUCUUGUUACAUAAGAAUUCGCGUCCCUCGAGGAGUCAGAAACGACGUGACAGCUUGAGAGGAUACGUUCUAAAUACAGUCUGUCUUCUAUUGAGAAAUAAAAAUCCUCAAGUGUACAAAAAAAGCGAUCUAUGCUCUUGUAAAUUUUUCAAUUAUUCAUUUCAACAGCGGAGCAUAUCUUCAAAUUUUGGCCUUGCGGAAUUCAUUAAUUUCGAUAUUUAUCGUAAAAGAUCGCGUUAACAGAAAUGUUGAUAAUUGUUUAAUAAAAUAUAGCGCAGAACUGCUGGCGAAAAACCGCUACGCACUAAGUUACGAUGAUUAUAACUGCCUCUCUUCCUGAUUUCAAUUUGUAUUUCCGUAGUAUAUCACGUCGAGACAUAAUGUGACACGUUGCGCAAUGAAAGAAAAAAAAAGAAAACUUUCCUUCAUCGAAAAUGC
This is a messenger RNA of Nylanderia fulva, 9074 nucleotides long. Lineage: Eukaryota; Metazoa; Arthropoda; Insecta; Hymenoptera; Formicidae. The record is from RefSeq and is a predicted model, not a curated record.